Molecule: messenger RNA, 1038 nt
Organism: Rodentolepis nana
Lineage: Eukaryota; Metazoa; Platyhelminthes; Cestoda; Cyclophyllidea; Hymenolepididae
Source: the annotation of a GenBank genome assembly
GGAGAAUAUGACUUGCUCGAGGGUGCAGCUACCACUCCCAAACGUGUCUGGAAAUUGACAAACACGUACGAUGGAGAAGAAGAGAGUCUUGACACCUUUAUGUCAAGUCCUUACCUCGAAGCUCAGAAUAUAGCUGAUCUGGCUGUGGAAAAACACUUUGAGAAGUCGUUGGCUACUUUCCAUGCUAAACAAGCUGCUGCUGCAGCGGCCGCUGCCACUAGUAUAGAAGAUGAAGUGACCUCCAAAGCCUCUCUGGACCUAAGCCUUCCACGAACCCAACCACCAUUUAGUCCCUCCUCCUCCUCCUCUUCUUCCCAUUCAAGCUCAGCCUUGCUUUCUCCUAGAGAAGACCCGAAUGGUGGUCCCUCUUUCAAUCCGAAAAAGAAAUGGUUGGCACAGUAUGGAGACGAUGAGGUUGCCAGGACAGAUGUGGGUGAAAGGAAAAAUGAUGCCUGGAGUUCGGAUGAUAGCGCCUGGAAUGUGAAAAAUACUUUUAAUUUUUACAAGGAGUUUGCCAAACUUCGUAAACUUUCACGUGCUACGGCUGAACGAUCGCCCGAGGCCUCUCUAUCUCAGAGGGACUUUUUGUCAAUGACCCGGACAAUCAGUCUCGAGAUACCAUCCAUAGGAGAUAGCAUCGACUUUUUCGACGAUGAGGAUGAAGCUGUGAUGGUUACAAAAUCGAUAUCAGCACAGGAAAGUCCCGUCUCCUCCCCAAUAGCAGCCUCCUCUGGCUUUUUCACUGAUUCAACUUACUCUCUCGACUCCUUUAACCUUCCAGUGAUUUCUGAAGCCGGAUACUUAAGCUCUAACGUCUCGGUGAGCUCAAUCUUCAAAGCAAGGCAUUUAGCUGCUCCACGAGAGAACUCCAGCCAUGCUAAAAGGAAAGAACGGGGAUUUUUCGGUUGUGAAUCUGAGGAGAGAAAUGCUGAACGAUGCUGGCCGAUUCGAAAACGCACUGCCUUCAACGCAAGUGAUCUCUCCUGUUUCAAAAGAUCUCGAUCGGUAGUAGAUGCCGAUUGUGUUGAACAUUCGUAA